AUGGCGUCUCACGAUCAUUCUCAGGGUCAUGGUGCCUCGUCUGCGGACUCCAAGCAUCGCAGCGUGAGCCCAUCACCCCACUCUCAGCAGUACCUAGAUCCGACGGCUGGCCUCGGUCUCGACCCAUCCAUGUCCGCUACCUUUACGACAAACCCUGCCUUCAAUAAUGUCAAUCCCGAUGCUGCGAUGGGAGGUCCGGAAUCUUAUGGUUAUCCCUCCGCAUAUCUCUCUGCUGCCCCGCCCGGCGACCAAUCGUUCCCCCCAAACAUGAACCCUGGCAACAUCCCCAAUUCGCAGUCAUUCGACGCAAGUCUGGUCGGCCAGCUGGACCCUUCAUCGGGGGGUUACCGACCACCUCAGCCGGAGGAUAACUAUAAUAUGCUCAACACUGCUACCGCCGAUAUGGACUUCUCCGCCUACCAAAACCAUAGUCCGAACAGUGUCAACGCUUCAGAGUAUGACUCGUCAUUGUUACUGGAUCCUCAGAUGCACCAGCGACCACAAUCCAUACACCAAGCUGUCAACCCCGCUGAUUUGGUCAGCCCCAUCUCCAACCCCUCCGCGUCCUCCCAUCCAUCGUCGCAAGACCCGCAGCAGUCGUCGCCUGGCCCUAUGUCACCCCCUGGCUCCACGCCAGGCACAUAUUACACGCCUCAGCAUUCGCGACACGCUUCCUUGGAUCCAGCCACUGCCGCCUAUCUUGGUGUGCAAUCCAAUCAAGAAUGGCAGUCCGUGAUGAACCAUUCGGCUUUUCAUGGCCAUCGCAGAGCGCCAUCUGAAGUGUCCGAAGUAUCCUCAGCCAACCACUCGCCAUACUUAUCCCAGCACGAGUACGAAGGCAUUGAGAACAAUGCGUCUCCUUCACUGGUACCUCAGAAUGACCCGGCGCUUUAUGACAAUGCGCUGGGCAUUGAAUCUUUCACACUUUCGGAACAACAACAGCAGCAGGGAAUAAGCCCGCUUCAUAGUCCUUAUAUAUCGCCGCAGCUUAUGCCUCAACAAGGAGGUGAAAUGAUUCCAAAUGCACCUUAUUUGUCCCCUAACCUCAAUAAUCAAUUCCCCAAUGCUCCAACGGAGAUGUAUGGGAUGGCUCCGGACGACAUAAUGAACGCAAUCAACAAUGGGUCCGACAUUGGACAAGCAUCACAGAUGGCUCCGCCAUCAAUCAAUGUGGAAUUUGCUCCUCCGUCACGAAAUCCCAGCUUUGGACCUUCAAAACCGGCUGCCGACUUUGACUCUUUGAGCCCCCCGGCGAUGCGAUCUCGUGUCCGCAGUAAAUCUGACCCAUAUGCGCAUCCUGCUUCUCGCUCACGGUCUCCCGCAACCUCAGCAACUAGUCUUGAGGCUCAUGCCGCGACUUCACCGCGAUCAUUAUCUCCUCACUCUAGGAGCAGUCCUGGCUCGCGGGAAGCUUCACCCUCCCGAUCAAAUCGACGCCUUUCAACGUCCUCGAUUGAAAGCCGAAAUUACAUUCUGGACUUAGCAGAUCCCCAGCGCCCCGGGGCCAUCCCUGGUGAUUCAAAGCGCGUCCAAAAGCACCCAGCCACUUUCCAAUGCACCUUGUGUCCGAAACGGUUCACUCGCGCGUAUAACUUGCGCUCCCACCUUCGAACUCAUACAGAUGAAAGGCCGUUUGUUUGUACUGUUUGUGGUAAAGCCUUCGCUCGACAGCAUGAUCGGAAGCGGCACGAAGGUCUCCAUUCAGGCGAAAAGAAGUUCGUUUGUCGGGGUGACCUCUCAAGAGGAGGUCAAUGGGGUUGCAACCGCCGAUUCGCACGUGCCGAUGCCCUAGGUCGCCAUUUCCGUUCUGAGGCAGGGCGUGUUUGUAUCAAACCGUUGCUGGACGAGGAAUCUCAAGAAAGAGAAAGAGUUCUCAUGGAGCAACAACAGCAACAGCAACCCUCUGGUCAUCUACAGCCCGUCCCACAGCCCUUGGUUAUGCCUAGUGUUCCUGGCAUGGAUGGACAGUCUUCAGGCAACUUUGUCCUGCCUGCAGCAUUGCUCGCUCAAUACCCUGCUCUCCAAACUCUGCAGUGGGACCAAAUUGCACCUGGCGGCGAUGACCCGGGUGACAUUGGUGGCCGCAGUAGCUUCGAUGCCAGCUCUGGCGGCGAAUAUGGUUUUGACGAAGACGAGUCGGGCAUGAGUAGUGUAUCUGGCAUGAGCGGUGGCUAUGGAAAUAACCAGGCUGAAAUGUAUGGAGUCAAUAACUCUUGGGGCCAAUAA
Penicillium angulare is the source of this 2226-nucleotide messenger RNA. It is a transcript of the gene crzA, whose product is annotated as putative C2H2 transcription factor Crz1. Gene Ontology annotation, molecular function: RNA polymerase II cis-regulatory region sequence-specific DNA binding; DNA-binding transcription factor activity, RNA polymerase II-specific. The coding region runs from base 1 to 2226 and encodes 741 amino acids. Lineage: Eukaryota; Fungi; Ascomycota; Eurotiomycetes; Eurotiales; Aspergillaceae. The record is from RefSeq and is a predicted model, not a curated record. Gene Ontology annotation, biological process: regulation of DNA-templated transcription. The transcript is spliced from 2 exons.